AUGAGAGACAACAGCAUCCGCCUCAAUCUUGUUCUCGGAAGUGUUCUUGAGGGCAGGGCCCUCAAGACCCUUACUGACAUUGCCAAAGCCUCCGCCGAGCCUGACGCAUUAUGGGAUCAGCUUCAGACGCUCAUUGCUUCCAGGAGACGUCUUGACAUGACCAAGACGGAGCUCAGUAACCUCGGAAUCGAGGAUACUGAGCUCACAGACAUUGACAGGAACAUUGGAGACCUGAACAAAACAAUCGUGGAGCUCGGCAAACAAUACGCGCAGAAAAAGUUGGAAGCCGAGAACCAGAUUCGGGAUCUGCAGUCCAAGAUCUCCUCAGUCCAUGCCGAUGUUGAAAGUCCGAUCGACUAUGUCCAGACCGCGAUCAAGCAAAUGCCCCUUGCGGCAGACACUCUCAAUCUAGAUGUUCAGUAUUUCAGUCUGGACAGCAAUAAGCAGGAUGCCUUCACGUUCGUACAGCAAGUUGGAGACUACGUGGCUUCAACCUUCAGUUGGCUGGGCCAGGAGGUCGCGACACAAAUCAGCCACGCUGCGUCGACUCAGGUCAGCAGCCAGACCAGCAAGCACACGAUUAUCGGCACCCUGGUGAUUACCGCGUCCUGCAGCCAUAAGACCUCGAAGGUCCUGGCGCCUCUUGUCAUUGACGUCAACAAGGCCAUCGGGGUUUGGAACACCCUAUUCCCCGACGACAGCAUUCCGUCGACGAGCAUGUCGCUGGAGGAUGCGUAUCACCUGAUCAAGAAGGCCUCUGCAAACACGGAUGGCAAAGAAAAUAACAAGUUCACCAUCAUUUCGGGCAUGACCAUGGGUUCCUGCUUCGUGGGCAUGGUCCACAUCCUCAACACUAGCAGUACCGCGGCUCAGGAGAUCAUGCAAGAUGUCAAGCAGACGCUACAAGUACAGGCGCAGAUGGAUGCAGCUUCAUGGUUCGCUAAAAUGUCCGGUGGGUUUGGCGCGGAUUUCAAUCUCGCUGAGAGCGUCAAGAGUCUCUUCAGCACUCAGAAUAUUCAGUCUCAUGUUACUCUUGCCUGCCUGGGUGUUAUCCCAUCGAUCGUGUCGAACGAGGUUCAGCUGAGCGUUGAGGGUUUUUCCAAGUUCGAUCCGGCGAGUAGCAUGGAGGCCCUGAGUAUUCUCGACAGCAGUACUGCUGCUCAAGCAGACUCGAUUAAGGGUGCAGCCGAGGCCGCUCGUAAGGGCCAAGAGAUGGUCACACUGAAAACCAGCACAAUGAAGGCUGCUCUGACGGCUCUGGGAGAGAUAGAUGACGGCCGUAACAAGGUCCUCGACAUAAACUCUAUGAUGACUGCCUUCGAAGACUACCUCCGCAAGGUCGCGGAAGGUGAUUCUGGCAUUCCUGUCAACUACUACACCAAGGACUACACCAAGGAUGUCAUCCUUAAGAUGUGA
Thermochaetoides thermophila DSM 1495 is the source of this 1416-nucleotide messenger RNA. RefSeq lists its product as uncharacterized. Lineage: Eukaryota; Fungi; Ascomycota; Sordariomycetes; Sordariales; Chaetomiaceae. The transcript is spliced from 2 exons. The coding region runs from base 1 to 1416 and encodes 471 amino acids. The record is from RefSeq and is a predicted model, not a curated record.